Messenger RNA from Medicago truncatula (barrel medic), 1794 nucleotides. RefSeq lists its product as uncharacterized. NCBI's taxonomy places the organism in Eukaryota, Viridiplantae, Streptophyta, Magnoliopsida, Fabales, Fabaceae. The transcript has 4 exons. Bases 233 to 961 code for a protein of 242 amino acids. The record is from RefSeq and is a predicted model, not a curated record.
AUUUUGGUGAAAUGGUCGAAACAAUCAAACAAUUUUAUUUUGAACCAACGUAUGCGUAUUGCUCCAGUCACCGCCUUGCUCCGCCGUGAUUCCUCCUCACUGUCGGAAUCCAAAUUCGUCCUCAUAUAGUUCGAUUCGGAGUUCUCGUAUUUGUAGCAGAAGGAGGGGGGUUUGACAGAUUGAGCAGAAGAAAGUAGAAAGACGGGUCAGUUUAUGCUACAACAGAGGAGGAAUGCGAGUGAUGGGAAGCAGCAAAAAAGGAGAAGUUGUGGUUGGCAAAGAAGAGGUUAUCACUAAACUCAAGGAUGACGGUGACUUCGACAGGCUUCGUUUAAAGAUCAUUCGUAAACUCAAGGACAAUGAAGAGUUGCGACAACAUAUUAUCUCAAUUGUGAAACAGUCGGAAGCGCUCAAUCGUGCUGGAGCAGAAAAUAUGAAACCUAGACAACUUUCCGAUGUCAUAUAUGAAGAAGUUGGUGAGAAUGUAAUGAGCCACAUAUCGGAUAGUUUAUGGCAAAUAAUUAGAUCAAGUGAUGGCAUGAAAGGUGAAAUCGUGGAAACGGUGCAAUCUGUCUACGAUAAACUGGCGAACCCCAAAGGGAAAGAUGAGGUUCUGUUAUCAACAUCUGAUGCAAUGUCAAUUCAGUGUCAAGGUGAAACAGCUUCAGCUACUGAGAAUGAUGAUACUUUGUAUGAAAAUGAGCCUGAAGAGCCGCCUGGUUUCACUCUCUUACCGAAUCAUCUGAAUAAUAACAAUCACGACGAUCGGGAUAAAGGGAAGGCACAGGUUCAGAGGCAAGGAUCCACCACAGAGUGCAAGGAAGAUUCCCACCUGUCUCAGGAUACACCUGGUGAAGAUGAUCAUAACAUUCCACCACCUGGAUUUUCGAAAGACCCGGAGCACAAUCCUGUAGCUAAUUGUAGUGAUGAAGACCCUGAUUUACCGCCUGGUUUUAGUUGAUGAAUUGAAAGGUGAUUUAUUAUUUUUCUUCUGCUCUGGGUCUCUUUACAUCCCAAUCUAACGUAGGAUGCAUUAUUUUUUCUGAUACGCACGAGGUCAAUAGUUAUCAAUACUUUUUGUAGGAACUCAUCCCAAUUUUUUAUGAAAUGGAUAUUGGAUUUUCAUUAUGAUUUGUCUCAAAAGCUAUUAACCAAUGGAAACCCUUUUUAAUAAAAAGUUUCUGGUUUUCUAUAGAUUUAUCAUUCUGUUUGUUGGUACAAAGAGGUUGAAAUGAACAGGUUAAAUUUCAUGAGGGUUUCAGACGAGAAUUCAAAGUUAUCCCAGCUUAAAAUUCUUUUGGAGAAGAUACCCUUUUGCUAGAUAGCAUUUGCAGUCACAGGUCUCUCUAAUGAGUAGCCUAUGGUUGGAUGAAAACAUCAUUGGUAGAAGCACUUCUGGAAUGGGACACCGGACAUUACACCUAUAGCAGAAAUGGCAAAAAAUGACAUGGGCUUUAUUCCUUCUUGGGAGGAUAAUUGUGCUUGGCUAUUGGACUGUCAAUUCUUCGGUAUUCAUGAUUUUGGGUUUACUGUAUCAACGAGAUAGAGUCAAGUACACUGCAAACUAUAGGGAUGAAGGAACAUAUUCAUUAGUAUACGAAUAAGUACAUCUGGUGGUGAGGGAAAACGGCUUCAAAGAUCAGGGUUAGAGAGGUCAAAUAUGUACAUGUGACAAAAUAUCAUGAGCUCAAAUUUAUGUGAGUUUUAACUCUUUUUUUAGAAUGAAAAAUUUAGUAUGUUAGUCUAUUUAGAGUUAUGUUGUAGGUGAUGAUAGAACCAUCAACCUUUUUAUCA